CUAUUACAAAGGCAGAACAAAACAGCAUCAGCAGCCCACAUGACACUGCUUAGCUGUGAGAUACAGAGGGGAAUGUCUUUGUCUUCCCAGUUUUCUUCUAUUUUUUUUAUCCCUUUUACUUCUCCAAAGGCAAACACUUCUUGAACUAGCCAGCCCCCACUUUCUACUUUUCUUUUAUUUCUUUUGGGGUUGAAAAAACAGUGCAGAAAAUAAUGUCAUGAGUAUGUUUUCAUGCUUUUAGGCUGGAAAAGAUUGAUUCUUGGUGCCACAAAUACCAUAUCUCAAUAUUUAUCCAUUUUGGUAUCAGAUUAAGAAGGAAAAGACUGAUUCUUUGUGAAGAAGUUUACACAAAUUUUGACUAAAGUUACCAAAGAUUGAUUCUUUGUGAAGAAGUUGUUUUCAUUUGAGCUCUUGGAGUUGGAGUUUUCUUGUUUUUUAUUAAUUGUUGAAAAAUGGAUUCAUCUGAUAAAUUGUUUAAUAGGCAGAGAAGUCUUCAUCAGAUCCUUGGAGGAGGUUUUGUUGCUGAUGUUGUUCUAUGGAGGCGAAAAGAUGUGACAGUGGGAAUUCUUGUAGUAACAUUGUUUGCUUGGGUGGUGUUUGAGAUCUCUGGUUAUACACUUCUAUCAUUAGUCUCAAGUGUUCUCUUUCUGCUGUUUGCCAUUUUGUUUCUAUGGGCUAAAUCAGCUGCAAUUCUUAACAGACCAGCUCCACCUCUGCCGCAUUUGUAUCUCUCUGAAGAAAUGGUAAAUGAAGCAGCAUAUUUCAUCCGCAAUCACGUCAACAUGAUACUGUCAGUUUCUGAGGAUAUUGCCCUUGGUAAGGACACAAAUAUGUAUGUUAAGGUCUCCGCGGGGCUGAUGCUGGUAUCAGUCGUUGGGGGCUUGACAGAUUUCCUCACAUUGGGCUACACUAGCCUUGUGAUUGUUCUUACAGUUCCUGCACUCUAUGAGAAGUAUGAAGACCAAGUUGAUGCAUAUGUGUUAAUGGCAUACAGGAAAUUGUGGCAGUUGUACCAUAAAUUUGAUGCAGUGUGUGUUAACAAGGUUCCAAUAUUAAGUUUGGAAAAGAAGAAAUUAAGCUAAACCAUUUUCUCUGUUUUGUGUUAAAGUUUUCUCUUUCAACUUUUUUUUUAAAGAAGGGAUUGGGGUAAGGUUGUUUUGGGGUUUGUGGUUUCAAUAACCUUUGCCAUAUAUCUUGUUUUCUUUCCAUUCUUCUCUUUCUCGACGGAAGUGAAUGGCGAGCAAGUGUUCCGAGGGGCACCAAGAUAUGAGAGAUUGUAAUUUGCACAUAUAUCGUGUACAUCCAUGUAUUGAAUUGGAACCAAGACAAAAGAAGUAAAUCUUGCAAAGAAGAUCAUGCUUCUUUUUUACUCUUAAAUGGAUACGGAAGACUAGUUUGGGAUUGAA
This is a messenger RNA of Solanum tuberosum (potato), 1406 nucleotides long. Its product is annotated as reticulon-like protein B12. The record is from RefSeq and is a predicted model, not a curated record. The transcript has 4 exons. The coding region runs from base 453 to 1082 and encodes 209 amino acids. Gene Ontology annotation, biological process: response to bacterium. Lineage: Eukaryota; Viridiplantae; Streptophyta; Magnoliopsida; Solanales; Solanaceae.